GACUUAAAGAAAGAAUCUGAUUAGGACUCAAGUGACGUGGGAUCACGUGAUCAUUCACCUGAAGUCGAGGCUCUUAGGGAGCAGAUGGCUUCUUUACAGAGUAACUAUGAAGAUGAGAUCUCUGUGCUCAAGGAGAAACUUCAGACCCAGAUUGCUAAGAAAACCGAGGCGGCCGAAAAAAUAGAGCAGCAAGAAUUUGAAUUUCAGGAGAAAUUAAGCGAGCUAAAGAGUGCGAAUGAGAGCGAAAAAAAUGAGCUUCGGACGGAGCAUCAUGUGGAAAUGGAUAAAUUGAAAAAUGAGUAUGAUGCAAAACUGAAAGAACUGGAGACCAGUGCUUAUUCUUCCACGGAUUUUCCUCAAAAGAAGCAAUACGAAAACCUGAUUGACCAGUUACAAGAACAGGUUACAGAUUUGACUAGUCAGAUGGAAACCAGCGAGGCUCAAAUGGCGCAGGACCUGAUAAUUAUGAAAAAUGAAUUUGAAACGCAGUUGGACGAAUCGAAGAGUGCGUUUGAAAGCGAAAAGGAGAAACUCGAGAGAACCAUAUUGGAGCUCAGAAAUCAAGCCGAAGACAUGAACGAAAAGCAUGCUAGAGAUAUCGAACAAAUGGAGGAGGUUUUCAGAAAAGAAAAGGAAGAGAUCAGAAAUACAUCUCAAGAGAUCGAGACUAAAGCUAAAAAUCUGGAGGCAAUGCAAAGUAAGAUUGAAGUGUACGAGAAUGAAAUAAAGGAGUUGAAAGAAAGUCUCCAAAAUGAGAGACUUGAAUUUGUCGAAGCGCGUGAUUCUCUAGAGGGUAAGAUUGCAGAUCACGAAAAGGAAUUUGAAGAAAAGGUAGAAAGGCUUAGAGAGGAAAUGAAAGAAGAAGAACAAAUGAAACUAGACAAGGUUGUCUCAGACUACGAACAGCGCCUACAGGAAGCUGAGAGAAGCUACCUUGAAGGGAAAGAAGUCGAUCGAACAAAUCAAGAACUUCAGUUAGAGGUGAAUUCAAUGAAAAGGCUUCAUGAAAGAGAGAUUGAGCGACUUCAUGAGAGCUUAGAGACUCUGCAGGCUGAGAAUGAGGGUCUCAAAAGAGAAUACGAUUUGGUAGUGAAUGAUCUCAAUAAUGAGCUGGACAAUUCAAAGAAACCGGAAAAUCCGCAAAUGGAGAAGAUAAAUGACAAUCAAGUGGAGGAAACUCGGACACUAGUAGGAGAUGUAGAAUCCUAUAAACAAAAGGUUACAGAGCUGGAAAGUGAAAUUCAAAGAUUAAAAGGUGCAGAUGAGAAACAGUUAGAGAUUGAUAUCGAUUUGCAAACCAAGACAGCCAAGCUUGAGUAUGAACUAGAGGUUGUGAGAGAAGCAAACAGCAACAACGAAGCAGAACUACAAGAAUGUAGAGCAAAGAUUUCAAACCUCGAGCAACAAUUAGAACUUAGCAAAAGUACUCAUGAAGAAUUUCCCAAUCAAAAUGAAAAUCACAUCUCGAAAAUAUCAGAUCUUGAGAGUCAGCUUGAUCAUAUUAAGAAGGAAUUGGCCAAUUCUGAAGCCCAAGUAGAAGAAUACAAAACCUCAGUUGGAAUCCUGCGUGACGAGAUUGCAAACCUUACCGAAGAAAAUCAGAGAUUGGGUUCCGAAGUAACCAGCAAAGAAGCGGAUCAUCAGAAGGUUACUGAAGAGUUAAAACUGAAUGAGGCGCAGAUUGCUGAUGAAGUUGAAAGAAUGCGAGAGACAGUCGCAACUCUAAAAGCUGAGAAACAGGAUCUUAACAAUACGUUGGAGUUUCAAUCUCGAGAGAACAAGCUUGAGCUUGAGAAACUUACAGAAAAACUCGAACGAAUGGAAAAUGAAAGCAAAAAUGCUAGUGAAGCCCACGUGGAGUCACAAGGAGUUAUAAAAGGGCUUCAUGAAAAAGUCGCAAAGCUUAGAGAUGACUGCGAGAAAUUUAAAAAUGAAAAAGCUUUGCUUCUGCAAGAGGUUCAAGAUCUCAGGAAAAGUGCCAUGGGAGGGGAUGGUGAAAAAGACAGACAAAUAGCAGAAUACCAAAGUGAGUUAGAAAAGUUAUCCGUGAAGAUCGAAAGCCUGGAAAAUUACCAAAAACAGGCAGAAAUCGAGAAACAGGAUCUUCAUGAGGAAAUUGAAGAUCUUCGUCAAGCUCAGAGCGUUGAGCCGAUGAUUACUUUGGCAGCAGUCGACAAAACCUUUGCAGCAAAUCCAUCGACUGGUUUGGGUCUAGAAUACGAGCAGCAGAUGAAAGGACUCGCAGAAGAUUACGAAGAAAAAAUCGAGAAGUUCGAAAAAGAGCUCGAGGAAGAACGAAGUAAGUCAGCUUCAAAGACAAGGAGGAUCGAGUCCAUCAACAUAGAAAUUGAAACCUUACGCCAAAAUCUUGAACAAGAAAGACUCUCUGUUAAAAAUAACCAAGAGCGCAUAGCUAAAAUGCAGGAAAGACACGACGAAGAGGUAAAGAACUUGAAAGAUCAGUUAGCUAUAAAUGCCGAGAGCAACGAAGAUGUAGUUUCCUCGAGCGUAGAAGUCGUAAAGGAGCAGUUAACAACGACAAUUAAAACUCUCGAGGCCGACCUAGAAACAGCACUCCAGGCUAACAGCGAGCAAGCCGAAUGCAUCACCGACUUGAAGACCCAGCUAGAAAGAGCUCGCCAUACCAAUUUAGCGCAAGAAGCGGAAAUCACAAAGCUUAGUCAAGAAUUUCACGAGUUUCAACAACAACAAAUAGCACACGAGGUAAGCAUCACUGCGGAACAAGUCAUGACGAGUGAAGGGCAUGCCAAAGCGGUCGAAACUCUUCAAACUGACUUGGAAGCUGCUCAAAGAUUGCAUCAGAAACAACAGGAUGAGUUAACCAGACUCAAACAAGAAAUAAAGGAGUUUGAACAGCAACAAUUAGCACAUGAAGCUAAAAGAACGGCAGAACAUCUGACAGUAACUGAAGGGCACGCAAAGGAAGUUGCAGUGUUAACAGCGGACCUAGACACCGCAAGAGAACUUAACAAAACUCAACAAGAAGAAAUAAACGAGCUGAAACAGGAGCUAGAGGAUUUUCAGCAACAGCAGAUAGCACAUGAAGCUAAUCUUACGUCGGAGCAACUCAAAGUUAGUGAAUCUCAAAAAGCGCAUCAACAGGAACUUAAAAAGAAAACGAAAGAGGCUACCACCUUGAGGUCCCAUUUGGAGGAAGCGCAAAGAACGAAUAGAAAACAAUUUGAUGAAUUUACAAGAGUUAAAAACGAACGUGAUGAGCUUCACAAAUCACAGAAACGUUUCGAAGAGAAUUUCCAGCAUGAAAGGUUGAAAGCGGACGAGGCAAGCGAACGGAAGAUUAGAGCUUUAGAGGAGGAAGUUCGGAGAAAGACAGAAGAACUAUCGAAGCUGUUCUCUGUGCUCGACACAGAACAGAAAGGACGAGAAAGAGUGUUACUAGAGACGGAGAAGCAUUUGACGCUCAUGCAUCAGGCGGAACAGGACAAAAUUAAGUCAGAGAGAAUCAUCUCUGAGCUGAAGAAUGAGAGUCAAGUUCUUCGAAGCGAACUGAUCCAAGAGAAAGAACAAUUUGCGCGGUAUGUUUCUCAGAGUAAAAAAGCGCAGUCUGAUGAGCAAGAGGAGUGCGAGAAGCUCAGCAGGUCAUUAACUGAAUCUGAGAUGGACAAAGGAAAGCUGGCGGACGAGAUAGAAACAUGUAAGGAUGAAUUGAACAAAAUGCAGGAAAAGUACGGCAAACUUAAAGAGAAGUUUUUAGCUUUAAAGCAGAAGCGGAAAGAGGAAAAGGAAAAAUUCGACGAGAUUCUACUAACGCCGAGACUCGAAAUGGGAUUACAGACGAGUCUCCUGGAACCUGAAGAUCUUAAUCAAACUAGAGAGCAGCUCUCGUCAUCGAUGAGAGAGCAAGGUCGGCUCGAAGAGGAGUUAGAAGUUCUUCAGAGAGAUAUCUAUAAAAAGAAAACUGAAAUUCAAGCUCUAAAAAGAGCCAAUGAAGUACUGAGGAGGCAAAAUCAGGUUCUGUAUCUCGAAACGGAGAGCCUGAGAAGAUCAGGUCAUACAGAAGGAGUUGACGUUCCCGGAAUCCAAAAAGAGAAUGAAAAGUUACUGCAAGACAAAGAAAAUCUGGAGAUAGAAAAUCAAUAUUUAAAAGAGGCUUUAGUCGUAAGAGAAAAACAGGAGGAAGAAAGCAGAGAAAAGGAGAGUUUGUCGGAUGACUUUUCAGAGACUGAGUUACGGGAUCUGAGGGAGAAUCAAGCGCGAAUUGAACAGGAAAACUCAAAGUUAAGUGAAGAAAACGAAUUUUUGCUAAAACAGGGUAAGCAUUUACAAUCUCAAGUCGAUCAACUGGAGGACGAAGUUCAAAGGAUGAAGCGUGAAACUCCUAUGACUUUAACACCAGCAAACGAGGGUCGGUCUCAGCCUCUCGCCAGCGAACUGAUCCAAAGUGAACCUGGACACCAGUUGAACGUGGAGUCAUCGCUUGGCUCUUUCACGGAUCCUUCAUUAAAUACUUCCCCUGAAGCCCAGAGGUUUGUAGAGGAAAAUCAACGAAUUAGAGAACAGAUGCUCGUAUUACAAGGACGUUUAAGAUUAAAAGAGAACGAACUUCAAGACAAGAACAGUUUACAAACUGGAGCAAUGGACGAUUUGAUCAACGAGAGGCAAGUUCUUCUUUCACAAAUCGACUCGAUGAAGGGAGAGCUCGAGAGGUAUGGAGAGAAAGGAUUCGCUGGACAAAAGCUUGCUGACUGGGAUACAAACCAGAGGGAAGAUGCUGCCAAGGAAAAUGUAGGAUCACCCCAGUCUUUCACACAAAGAACUAUUCAGAUUCCGCUCUCGGGAUUUCCCGUUUCUAAUCUUCAAACCUAUGAUUUUAAUGAGGACAAUUACCUUGGAUCUGCUUACUGGGAAGCUACGAAGUUUCUCGACAGAUUACAACAAGUCAACUAACAGCCGGCUGUUAUCCGUUCAUUAGUAUUACUAUAACUUUUUAAAAGGUUUAUUUCAGAGCUUUGUUGGAAUAGCGCGAAGUGCACAUUCAGAAAGUCGCUUGAAUACUCUCAGCUUUUUAUUGCUGAAUUUGUUUUUUCCACAAUCACUGGUUUGUGGUUGCUAUUAACAAUUGCUUAAAGCACAAUUUUCACGACCUUUAUCGUUCAACUCUCCGUUUCAGAAAUAUUCCUUUGUUAUUCGAUGUAGAAAGAGUUCACAACUUGAUCAGAUAAAGGAAAGAUUCAAUUUUGGUUAAAUAAAUUUAUAAUUUUCUUAGUUAUAUUUGUAAUGGAAAAGGCCGUGUAGUAAAGAUUGGUAAUCCUCUA
This is a messenger RNA of Stylophora pistillata, 5297 nucleotides long. RefSeq lists its product as uncharacterized. Lineage: Eukaryota; Metazoa; Cnidaria; Anthozoa; Scleractinia; Pocilloporidae. The record is from RefSeq and is a predicted model, not a curated record.